This is a messenger RNA of Tinamus guttatus (white-throated tinamou), 2136 nucleotides long. NCBI's taxonomy places the organism in Eukaryota, Metazoa, Chordata, Aves, Tinamiformes, Tinamidae. The record is from RefSeq and is a predicted model, not a curated record.
AUGGCCCAGGGGGUGCCCACGGUGGGGCCAGGAGGCCGCUGGGCCGCAGCGGGGCUCGGCCUCCCGGGGCCCGGCAGCCCUCUCCCAUGGGGCACACGAGGCCCUGCCUGCGUAGGGCUUGCCUCCUUUGAAAUCUACCUGCGAUGGAAGCUGGCUGCCCAAGGCACUUACAGCUCGAAAGGGGCAUCGUGUAGCCUAGCCAGCUCUGGGUUUAGCCCCAGGGCGCAGGUCGUGGUGCCUCCGCCACUCUCCAGAAAGCCAAGCGAGAACUGCAUGGGCCAGCACCGGAUACUGAUGAAAGGCUGCAAUCUCAAUCAUGGCUUUUUAUUCUUUAAAUAUGUGUACUCAUUUUCAACACGGCGAAAUCAGACGCAGGUGCAGAAGGAAGAGGCCAGUGCUCAAAACAACAUCUCCUACCCCCAGCCCAGGGAGGAAGAGGAGGUGGCAAGGAAGCUGGUGGAGGAUGGUAGGGCUGGCCGCAGAGGGGACAACGACAGCUCUCUGCCGGAGCGCGCUGGACCCGAGAACAGCAGCGCUGUGGAGGACGGGCGACCGCCCAGCACUGUGGUCAAUGCGGGCAGUGGGGAGGCACGCUGGCCCGGCCCAGAGGCGGGUGCUGACAGCGGUGACCCUAGCCUGGCUCCUGGUACCGAGGGCAGCGGUGACUUCAAUUUCCAGGACAGGGCAGAAAGUGGCAUUUUGGUCCUAUCACAACAUGCGGUCACAGCCCCACGAGAGCACGAGGGCUCCCGGGAAGGUGCCGAUGGCGCUAGAAGGGAAGGAGACGGCCUCAGGGAGCUGGAGGGAGCUAGGGAGAGGAACAAAUCCCAGGCUGGAGAAGCAGUCAGUGACAGCCACGAGGCUGAGCAGGCCUGGGAGGUGGUGACGACAGGACAUGGGCCAGCAGAAGAUGUUGCCACGGCGGCCGAGGAAGAGGGCAGCGGCCAUGUCACCAUGCUGGGCACUGCUCGGGGAAGCGACCAUGGUGAAACCACUGUCGGAGGAGGUGCUGCCUUAACAUCCAUCACUGAAAACACUGAGGAUGUGGAAGUUGACGCGGCCGGCGUGGAUGAAUACACAUACAUCCCAGAUGCUGGCGCUGUUACCAUUACCCGAGGGGCAACACAGGUAGAGAGGGCAGGUCUCGUCCAGAUCCCUACCAAGGCAGACGACGAAGUCAACAUCUUCAUUGGGAAGGCCAACAUCCAUGUCGGGGAGCAAGGGAUUGCCACAGUGCACCUAGACGACAAUGGCCAUGAUGCCGUCACCACCGUGACAGGGGCAGGCAGCCAACUGCCCACACCGAUUGCCACUGAGGAGCGUUACAGUGGCCAGCGCACUCCCGGGAGCGGGCAAGAAGGUGGCAAGGAUGAAGGAGCAUCCACCACAGUGGGCCAUGGUGACAGGGAUGGCCCCGAUGAGGAGCAGGGGCUGGUGUCCAUAGCAGCGCAGCAGGAGGGCCGUGGCGCCAUGACUUCCCCCCGGCCGGAUGAGGGGGACUGCACCACAGUCAGCGGGGAGGCAGCUCGCCAGCCCGGGCCAGGCGGGAGCCGCCAGGUCAGGCCGCAAGCCACCGGCCCACGGCACCAGCAGAAGGGUGCUGGGCUCCCCAAAUCCCCACGGGGGAAAGAGAAAGGCAGCAGUAGCCGGGGCAGAGAUGACAGUGGUGGGGAGGCGCCAGUGGUGGGACAAUCCCAGGUAACGGAGGCCACCAAGGGAUCCCAUGGUGACAGGAUGGAGCUGGCCCAUCCCCGUCCACCCGCGCAGGCUCCUCUCAGCGUCGGAACGACGGGACGCGGAGCAGCUCCUGGCUAUGGCGCAGCCCACACUGCAGCACCCAGCACCCGCCGUGGGGGCACCCCCCGGAGCCCGGGGCUGAGGGGCAAGGAGGUGAAGGGUCAUGGUGGUGGCAGGGGGAGGCCAGGAGUCCCCUCUGGCCGGGGGCCAGCCGGCGGCGUUGCCCGGGUACAGCGAUGGAAAUUGCUGAUGUGGCCCCGUGCCCCUGGACAAGGACCAGGCAUCUCCAAGAGGCGCAAGCAUCGCGAUUGUGGAAACCCGGCCAAUCUCAGCCCCACGGAGCCUUUCCGGGGUGGCGUCAUCGAUCCUGGGCAACACGCUCUAGGUGACCCUGCUUGA